Molecule: messenger RNA, 1422 nt
Organism: Neoarthrinium moseri
Lineage: Eukaryota; Fungi; Ascomycota; Sordariomycetes; Amphisphaeriales; Apiosporaceae
Exons: 1
Coding region: 1-1422 (473 amino acids)
Source: RefSeq, a predicted model, not a curated record
AUGUCGCUGCAACCGGUGCCAGCCCAUCAUGCGCUUAGAGGCAUAUCCUUGCUCCGUGGGAGCAGGGCAUAUCUGAACCAGCUCCCGGCACAGCACACCGGAUCACGAUCAGUACGCAGGGCAUCGUCGGGCAUCAGACGAUCAGCACCACCUCACAGGAAGACCCAGGCUGCCAAACCACUCCCGUUCAAGCCCGCACCACCCAAGGCUGCAUCACCGCCUCCCCCGUCAUCGCCUGCAACCCCGGGACCAGAGAGCAGCAAUGACAACAGAAGCGGCACCGGUACCGGCAGCAGCGGCGGUGAGGCACCCCGCAAAUUCAGCGUAGCCGAGUUGGUGCGCACGCGGUGGAUAGCGCUCUUUGGCGCGGGAGCCAUGGCCCUGUGCCUGGGCUCCUUCACGGCCUCCUUCGUGUACCUGAACCUCUCGCCGGCGCCCAAGUACGAGACGGGCCACGAGCCCACGGUGCCGACGGGCCGGCCGGGCAUCCAGUCGCCGCUGGAGUUCGACCUGCACCUGGACAAGUCGGAGCACCGGUACGGCAUCACCAAGCUGCGGCGGCAGCUCGGGGAGCGGGCCACCGGCCACGUGCUCGAGGUCGCCGUCGGCACCGGCCGCAACCUCGAGUUCUACGACUGGGCCGCCGUCACCGCCGCGCACCUCUCGACGGGCGAGCGCAACCGCGGCCUGCUCGAGAAGAGCGGCUGGGGCGCCCGCCGCCUCGAGGACGUCCGCGAGAUGCUGUCCUUCACCGGCCUCGACAUCAGCGAGACCAUGCUGGACAUCGGCCUGCGCCGCGUGCGCCAGGUCGUGCCCCACGGCGUCGACCAGAUCCCCAAGAAGGCCAGCUUCGCCCAGCAGGCCGGCCAGGGCGGCGGCCACGUCAGCCUGCUGGACGGCAAGCUGCGCAUCAUCCAAGGGGACGCCCAGGACGGGCUGCCGGCGGGGCCGGGGCCGGCGGGCCGCUACGACACGGUGGUGCAGACGUUCGGGCUGUGCAGCGUGCGCGACCCGGCGCGGCUGUUGGCCAACAUGGCACGGGUCGUCGUGCCCGAGACGGGGCGCAUCCUGCUGCUGGAGCACGGGCGCAGCUGGUGGGAGCUGGUCAACGGCCUGCUGGACCGCAGCGCGCAGGGCCACUUUGACCGCUUCGGCUGCUGGUGGAACCGCGACAUCGAGGACAUUGUCGAGCGCGCCCAGGCCGCCGUCCCCGGGCUCGAGGUCGUCGAGAUCAGGCGGCCCGGCUGGUCCACCUUGGGCACGCACCUCUGGAUCGAGCUGAGGGUGCGCGAGGUCGGGGGGCAGGAGCCCAAGGAAGACGGCCGCAAGCCGGCGGCAGAGGAUGGAAAGGGGUGGGCAAGUUGGUUGAACCUGGGUUCCUCUGCCUUGACACCCAAGCCGCAAGGCGAGGCCAAGAAAUGA